This is a messenger RNA of Sinocyclocheilus rhinocerous, 489 nucleotides long. RefSeq names its product high mobility group B protein 7-like. The record is from RefSeq and is a predicted model, not a curated record. Lineage: Eukaryota; Metazoa; Chordata; Actinopteri; Cypriniformes; Cyprinidae. The transcript is spliced from 3 exons. Bases 1 to 489 code for a protein of 162 amino acids.
AUGAUACCCGCGAUAGCCAAUGAGAGUAGUUCGCAGGAGGUUGUGAUCAUAUAUAUUUUCAGAAGUCUGCCCUUCAUCUGUCUGCUGGUGGUGUUCUUUUACCUAAACAGGGACAAAAAACAAGUCACAGCAUCAAGACCAGCAGUUGAGCAUGCUGUAGAAUCAGAAAGACCGGAUGAAGACCUGGAGGCCGGAGAGACACAGAGGAGUGAAACUGAAGAGGCGAAAAAGGGUGACAAUGUUUCUGAACAGGAGAAAAAGAGGGUCAAUAAUGAGAAACCUGAAGUUACUGCUGCAACAGAAGAAGAAGAAGAUGAAGAAAAACAGAUCGAUGUAGUUGUAGACACUGAACAAGGUACAUCUCCAAUGCAUGACAAUGAAAAAAACAAGACUGAAUCUGUUCUGAACACUGACGAAAAGACACAUCUAAUGACUGAUGCUGAAGAAGUGACUGUUUCUGUGCUGGGCGGCUUUGGUUCAGCUCUGUGA